Molecule: messenger RNA, 283 nt
Organism: Racocetra persica
Lineage: Eukaryota; Fungi; Glomeromycota; Glomeromycetes; Diversisporales; Gigasporaceae
Source: the annotation of a GenBank genome assembly
GCAUCAAUUAUGGGUCUCGAAAAAAUAUAGAGCCCAUGUUCAUGAUAAUGUAUCAAUAAAUGAAACUUCAUACAUGUGUGAAGUUUUAACACGUUUAUUUGAUACAUCCAUGAACGGGCUGCCCAUAAAAUGCAAAGCUUGGGGUGCUUGCAAAAAUAAGCUUGAAUUGCUGUAUAGUGAAACGGGUCCUCUCAAGUCAUCCCAAGAUAAGCAGCUUGGAGACUAUAAGAAAUUGGCAAGGCUCUCCAAGGAUCAAUCGAAGAAGCAAGAUUGGGAUUUAUAG